AUGUCCACCAUCUUUUGGUUUGUGCUAUUCGUUGCAUUAUUGGCUCUAAACACACCUUCACUAGCUCAACAUGAAGAGUUAAAGCAUAAUCACAAACCUUCACAUUCACCAGUUGAACCACCAAAGCACAAACCAUCAGAUUUACCUAUUAAAGCUCUAAAACACAAUCACAAACCAUCACAUUCACCUGUAAAACCACCAGAACAUAAUCACAAACCGCCACAUUCACCUACUGAAUCACUAAGUUACAAGCAAAACCCUUCACAUUCACCUGAUGAAGCACCUACGCAUAAGAACAUAUCAUCUCAUGCACCUGUUGAAGCACUAUGGCACAAUCAUAAACCAUCACCUUCACCUACUGAAGCACCAAAGAGGGAAUAUAAACCUCGUCCAUCUUCUUUUGAAUAA
Molecule: messenger RNA, 408 nt
Organism: Solanum verrucosum
Lineage: Eukaryota; Viridiplantae; Streptophyta; Magnoliopsida; Solanales; Solanaceae
Exons: 1
Coding region: 1-408 (135 amino acids)
Source: RefSeq, a predicted model, not a curated record